Molecule: messenger RNA, 3705 nt
Organism: Girardinichthys multiradiatus
Lineage: Eukaryota; Metazoa; Chordata; Actinopteri; Cyprinodontiformes; Goodeidae
Gene: dnajb12b
Product: DnaJ heat shock protein family (Hsp40) member B12b
Exons: 9
Coding region: 189-1292 (367 amino acids)
Biological process (GO): cellular response to misfolded protein
Cellular component (GO): endoplasmic reticulum membrane
Molecular function (GO): Hsp70 protein binding
Source: RefSeq, a predicted model, not a curated record
UAUAGUAUCUAGGAUACCGCCCGAAUCAUUUUUAAACAAACAGGGCUAGCCUGGGCACCGGCAGUAAAAAAAUCACUUCUACGUAAAUAUCACCAUAACCGAAUGACAUAUGUAUGUUUGUUGUGUACCCGUAGAUCAAUCAGGGAGCGGAUGCAUUUAUAGCCACCCUCGCUGCCGCUGUUUCUGCAAUGGAAGUAAACAGGGACGAGGCGGAGCGCUGCAUUGACAUUGCAGCCGCAGCUUUCAAGAGUCACCAGCAAGAAAAGGCGUUGAGGUUCUUGGAGAAGGCGCAGAGACUCUUCCCAACAGAGAAAGCUCAAGCACUGCUGGACCUAAUAGCAAAGAAUGGGUUCACUCCCAGAAAUGGGGGCUACUCGGACUUCAGCGGCGUUUCAGGGCCUCGACAGCGACAGACCCCAUGUGAUGCCACCAAACCGGAAGAAAACCCUUCGGACACCUCAAAAUCUUACACGAUGGAGCAGCUGGAGGCUGUGAAAAGAGUAAAACAAUGCAAAGACUUCUAUGAAAUCCUCGGGGUCCAGAAAGAUUUCUCUGAGGACGAGCUCAAGAGAUCGUACAGAAAACUGGCUCUGAAAUUCCAUCCUGACAAGAAUCACGCUCCGGGGGCGACAGAGGCAUUUAAAGCUAUCGGUAAUGCCUAUGCAGUUCUGAGUAAUGCAAACAAAAGAAGACAGUAUGAUCAGUGGGGAGAAGAGGGAAGACAUCCUUCAAGUAGCGGCCCGGAAAAUGGAAAUUUUGAGCCAGAUAUCUCACCUGAGGACCUCUUCAACAUGUUUUUUGGGGGAGGUUAUCCACCAAGUAAUGCUCAUGUUUACACCAGUGGGCGAAUGCGUAACCAGAGGCGGGAGAGAAGAGAGCGUCCAAGAGAUGGAGGCCUGGCUGUCUUCGUGCAGGUCAUGCCCAUCCUCAUCCUGGUGAUUGUUUCAGCUCUCAGUCAGAUAAUGGUCAACAGCCCCUCCUACAGUCUGAGCUUCAGGCCGUCAGCGGGAUACACGCAGAAGAGGCUGACUGAGAAGCUGAAGGUGCCAUAUUACGUGGGGGAGCAGUUCUCGAAAGAGCUCACUGGUGUGAAUCUGAAAAAUCUGGAGCGAAGCGUGGAGGAUGACUACAUUUCAAACCUCCGCAACAACUGCUGGAAGGAGAAACAGCAAAAGGAAGGAAUGCUCUACAGAGCUCGCUAUUUUGGAGACAGUGAGCUGUACCAGAGAGCACAGAGGGCUCGAACGCCAAGCUGCGCCAAGCUCUCAGAGAUUACAGCCUCCUUACAUUAAAACAUUACUUAACCUUACAGUAAUCUUCCAGAAUAGAUUAAAAUAAAGAUGGAACCCUGAGUGUGUUGGAUGUGACUCAUUGCUGCAAGCUGAAAAAGCAUGGAGGCGAGAAAAAAAAAAAAAGCAAGACAAUAGCUCAGUCAGCACAAACUGUGUCGGUAGCCUGACUAAGGCUGGCAACUAGACACAUGGUAGUGUGCACGUUCGCACUUUUGAGAUUGAGACGCGCAGCCCAUCCCCAGGAGCAGUACGUGCAGCAUCACAUUCUUUCUCUAUAAAUAAGUUCAGCUGUUUUUGGCAGAUGUUGUAACUUUACUCUCUGACUUGUUUUCCUUAAGACAUGAAUUUGUUUCAGCGUCAGGUUUUGCUCAUACUUGUGUCAGCUGGUUUAAAGUGUGAGUACAAAUCAUAAGAAAAAUCGGAUCUCUGCACCUAAAAACCUCUUAAAAACUAAAUGACAUUGGCUCUAUUAUGCUGACUUAGUUUGAGGCUCCUUGUUACCUUCAACAAGUGUCACGGCAGAUAAAUACAACAUUUUUCUGAGAGAUCAAAAAUGGGAAGGCAUUUUUAUUCUAAGUGGGGUUGGCUGUACGAAGAUGACAUUACUCCUCUCCCUAGCAGAUAAAACCUUAACUUAUACCAAAACAAGCAAAGUCUUCAGGGCAGCGAGAGCUUCUUUGUGAUUGUCCAGCUCACAGCUUUGCACUAUGUCCUUGCCGUCCUGGAUCACCACUGAAGACAUAAGCUGGAGGUUGUGGGGAAUGAGGUUUGAUUCAACAAAUUAACAACUCAGCAACAAUAUAUUGCUGCAUCUAAUGUAAAUAAUUUAGAUUCAUUACACAGUGGUGACUUGACAGUCGUACAGCAGAUAUUGACACCCUCUACAAGGAGAGUAAGAUAAAAAAAAAAAAAGGCCAAUGCUAAUAAAGGUGGAUGUUGACUGAGUACUAUAUUCAAGCAUAUUUUGAAAAGUUGUGCAAAAGCAACAGUGAAAAUCACAGCUUUAAGAAGAUUAAUAUUAAAGCAACUUGGGCUUCCUCAGCUGUGCAUACAUGACAUACCACAUCAAUGCAGUAUUUCAUGCUAAACCAAGUGUUGUUCAAAUAACUGUAAACCUCUCUUUAUUGGUCUUAUGCAAAAUUCAAAUUUUCUGACAAACUGGAUUUUAGUUUUCAGUAGCUGUAAGCCAUAAUAAUCUAACGUAAUAGACACGGAAGAUUGAAAUACUAUGGGAUAUGAAUAUGUAUGAGUUUUACUUUUUAUUUUUAAAUAUUACAGAAAUUAACUUUUUUAUGAUAUUCUGAUUUACGGAGAUGAAACUUGUGAACACCUGGAAAACAUUCUGGAACCAAAUAGAGGCAUGUCACAAUAGACAUGUAAUUACAUACAUACGUUUAUUCUUUUAAAGUUAGAAUUACACCUUGUUUUUCCUUUUUUUUUUUUAUUCUCAGUAAUGAGUAAAAGUCUACUGUGUGAAGAAAUACUGCAGUUUUAAAAAUGUUGAGCUGAAAACAUUUGGAUUUUAUUAUUCCUAUUACUGUGUAACACUACAGCUCCAAAGCCAUAGAUCGUACUUUGGGGAUAUUUAAGCAUUUAUAAUUCAAGUCUAUGUUGAGUGCGAACAUGCUGCAUUCAUCGUUACAGUGGAUUUAGAAAACCCUAUUAAAUCUUAAAAGUUAGAUUAUGGAUCAACAAACACUGAACUUUAUUAUUAUAUAUGUGUAUAUUGUACAUUGUAAAUAUGUAUAUUCUGUAAUGCAAAAACAAAACCAAAGAGCAAAGUGAACUGGAGUCAAAUUCCUUAUUUGUAUGUACGAACUUGGCAAUAAAGCUGAUUCUGAACACAUCAAAUAUCCAAAUGCAACUUUCCUUAAAUAGCUUUAGAAGCAAAUUAGUAUGUUUUUCAUGCUGGUCAUAAAAUUUGAAUGCAUUAUAAGGUUGUUAUUAUGCCUAAUUAGACUAUAAAUUUAGAUGACAAUUGAUUAUUAAUUAAAAUUGUCCAGCUUCCACUCAUUUUCAUAACUCUUGAAAAAUGAAACACAAAUACUAAUGAUACAACAAAAUCACACAGAAAGGACUGUUAUAAAAAAAAAAAAAAUUAUAAUUUAUUUGUGAUCAUGAUAGUACAAAAACAGUGCAACGUUAUGAGAAUCUGAAUAUCAAAUAAAAAGGAGGAGGUCCAAACACUUAACAAAAAAAAGAAAUAAAAUUCAAAGAGGUUUGAAACCUGAACUGUAGCUUGCAAAUUUACAAGCACUGGCUGGUUUUAACUCUGGGAGUGUCAAAGAUAUCCAACACGAUGGUCUAAAGUUCGAUUUGCGAACAUAUUUAUAUGAAAAAAGAAAUCUGCAAAGAUUUAAAGAAUACAGCUAGCUGCCUUAACAAAGUUUCAAUAGAAACUAAGGUUCACACU